CUUUGUAAUUCGAUCUUGAUAGAGGAAUCGCAAUGGAUCAGAACUACGAGGAAAUUUCGACUGGAUUAAUAGAUACAAAGACAGAGACUCGUCGUGGAAGCUCCUUCCGCAGAAUGAUGAGAAGACAAAAUACGGGACGCCCUCGUGCAUCAAAUGAAAUUAUCGUUGGACCCAAGACAGUCGGUAGUAUGGGUGUGGAUAUAAACGAAAUUGCUGGGAUUCAGCAAGAUAUGAUCAAUUCUGACAACACUGAACCAAAACCUUGUUUAAACCGCUAUUAUUGGAUAGCCGUUAUUGCUGGUAUCUGUUGUCUCAUCUCCAUCGCGAUUGCGCUGCUUUUGUUCUUGCUCUAUUGCUCUUUGUUCCACAAACAUCUUAUUUCAUGGUAG
Molecule: messenger RNA, 389 nt
Organism: Blastocystis hominis
Lineage: Eukaryota; Bigyra; Opalinata; Blastocystidae
Exons: 2
Coding region: 33-389 (118 amino acids)
Source: RefSeq, a predicted model, not a curated record